Argiope bruennichi is the source of this 603-nucleotide messenger RNA. RefSeq names its product protein BTG2-like. NCBI's taxonomy places the organism in Eukaryota, Metazoa, Arthropoda, Arachnida, Araneae, Araneidae. Gene Ontology annotation, biological process: negative regulation of mitotic cell cycle; negative regulation of cell population proliferation. The record is from RefSeq and is a predicted model, not a curated record. Gene Ontology annotation, cellular component: nucleus; cytoplasm. The transcript has a single exon. The coding region runs from base 1 to 603 and encodes 200 amino acids.
AUGAAACUUGAAGUUCAGUAUGCUGUGGAUUUCCUGAUUACACUUCUUAGAAAGAAGUGUAAAAACACGACCAAGGUGGAACAUUUUCGUAGAGAAAUAACGAAUUUACUUUUGAAGCAUAUAUCUGAACAUUGGUACCCCCAAAAUUCUCAGCAAGGAUCUGGAUAUCGAUGCAUCAGGAUUCAAUCUUUGAAGAUCGAUCCCAUAGUGCUGAAAGCUGCUCGUGCAUGUGGCUUUAACAACAAAAUCUUUUCCGACAUCUUUCCUGAAGAUUUUACUUUGUGGAUCGACCCUUAUGAUGUGUGCUACCGAAUUGGGGAGUACGGCAGCUGCAGUCCACUGUAUUUUAUUCCGGAACCUGAACGGCCAGAAGAGCAUAGGCCCAAAACCCCUACCCGCAGUUACCACGGUACCCCUAAACGUAGUGUUGCCAUGAAGAUAAAGAAAAUUCAGACGGAUUACGAGGAUUCCUCCGAUUCUUGUAGUCCCAUGAGUAUCUCUCCACCAUCGCCAACAUACGUUCAUCCCAAUUCGUGCAAGCAGAGUUUCCAACAUUCUCCAUUUAAUCAAGGUUUUGGUGUAUCUGCGUAUGUAGCCAGUUAA